UGCUCGAGUACACACACACUGCUCACAGACUACUAUAAUGUGACAUCCUUCCCACAAACAAACACCACCUAUAACCACUAAGAGCGGCCAAACCUUAGUCCUCAUGUUUUAUCCAGAAUCAAUCACUGACACAUUUGCUGUAUCAUUCUUGCCACUGUUCAUUAAUCUUCAUUGUCUCGCUCUGCUUCAGGAAACUAUCGAUUUUCGAGAGGAACGUAGCCACCUGUUUGCCAUCGACAACUGCGUGGAAGAUUGGCGGAUCGCCAUCUCAUGGAGGCGCGCGCUGCAGCUCCUGGUGGAGUUCUUUGUCUGCGCCAUCCACCCGAUCCCGGGCGACUUCACCUUCACGUGGUCGGUGACCUUGGCGGAGACCAAGCAACCGUUACACAACAAGGUGUCAGUAGACGUGGCUCUGUCCGUGCCCAUGUUCCUCAGACUUUACCUCAUCUGUCGGGUGAUGCUGCUCCACAGCAAGCUCUUCACCGACGCCUCUUCGCGGAGUAUCGGAGCGCUCAACAGGAUUCACUUUGACACCAAGUUCGUUCUAAAGACGCUCAUGACCAUCUGCCCGGGCACGGUCCUACUAGUGUUCACGCUCACUCUCUGGAUUAUUGCUGGCUGGCUGGUCAGGGCGUGCGAACGGUGAGUCUCUCUGUCUGUCUGUCUGUG
Aplysia californica (California sea hare) is the source of this 669-nucleotide messenger RNA. Its product is annotated as small conductance calcium-activated potassium channel protein 2-like. Gene Ontology annotation, molecular function: small conductance calcium-activated potassium channel activity; calmodulin binding. Gene Ontology annotation, cellular component: plasma membrane; neuron projection; neuronal cell body. Gene Ontology annotation, biological process: potassium ion transmembrane transport. Bases 104 to 646 code for a protein of 180 amino acids. The record is from RefSeq and is a predicted model, not a curated record. The transcript is spliced from 2 exons. Lineage: Eukaryota; Metazoa; Mollusca; Gastropoda; Aplysiida; Aplysiidae.